GGAGGAUUCAAACUGACAAGAGAUUUUUUUGAAUGAAUGAAUCACAACAAAAAUAAGUGAUUGACAUUGGAGAAAAUUUUAGGAUUAAAUUGUUGCAUAACUGACUUACUAAUUGAGUUAAAAUUAAAAGUGGUGAUUUGAUAGGAGCUUAAGAGUAUAGAUCUGUGAGGAGCAAAGUCUUUGGUCAGGCCUAAUAUUUAGGACAACAAGAAUCAUCCGGGAUUCAUCAUCAUGGCUGGACUAAAAGUUUGGUGACACUGGCGUUUUUUGGCAGCGUUGGAAUGACCCUACUGGUUGUCGGAUGCGCCGUAUACGAUAAGUGGUGGCCAUUCUUCGUCAUAAUAUUCUAUAUGCUAGCCCCCAUUCCGAUGCUACUUGCGAAACGUUACAAUGCUUCUGGGAUGGGACCAUCAAACCCUUGUCAAGAACUUGCAGUGUUUCUGACAAUGGGCAUAGUAAUUUCUGCAUUCGGACUGCCAAUAGUAUUAGCAAGAUCACCACCGGACGAUCCAGCGAUUCAAGUGGCUGCCAUGUGGUAUGUUCUUGGUGGAAAUAUCAUCGUGUUCCUGACUAUUGUCGGAUUUUUUAUCACAUUCGGCAACGACGACGUUGAUUACUCCAUGUGGUGAAGUGAAAGAAAUGAGCUCACCAUCUCCUUUCCUUCCUCGGAUGGGAAUUCUAAUUACGAACGAUAUUUCACACAACCAAACAAAAAAAUUUUCCAACCCUGUACCGACUUUGACUGCUUCACUCAUCGUUAUCGUUCUACUAAAAACUAUUAAACUAAGGAAUUAAUCCAUUACCAAAUAAUUCUACACAUAUUAAGAUUGUCAUAAUAUUAUCAUAGUCCUGCGCAUAUUUAGACAUUAUACAUUUACUUAGCAUUGUGUUAUUCUGUUAUUCAUCUAUUUUUUAAGAUUUAUAUACUCGUCGUGUAGUCAAUCUGAUAACUGAAAAGUGACUGAUGGUCUCUCGUUGCAUAAUAUGGAAGUUAGUUGUAAGCCGCUUAUGUUAUUAUCGUUGUAUAUUAUGAUAAGCAAAUAGACCUACAAUUAAAUCAAAAAGAAAGGAUUUCAAUUUCUCUUUUGGUAAAUAGGAAAAUGUUUUAGAUGGUAUAGUGGCAAGGUUUUUGCACUUGGGGGUGUAAAAACUUUGGUAUAAAGAUAUGAAUUUUAGGAACUUUUUUCCAGGAAAGAGAAAAGGUUGUUACUUAAUUAUGAUAAUUUUAUUUUAUAGUUAAUAAUGGUUCAACGCUACUUGCAUGCUGUAAUAAUAUUUUGAAAACCGAGGUUAAUUUAAAUAAAUACGUAAAUUAUUCAUGUCUU
Messenger RNA from Folsomia candida, 1325 nucleotides. Its product is annotated as leptin receptor gene-related protein. Gene Ontology annotation, cellular component: endosome. Gene Ontology annotation, biological process: late endosome to vacuole transport via multivesicular body sorting pathway. Bases 282 to 629 code for a protein of 115 amino acids. The transcript has 6 exons. The record is from RefSeq and is a predicted model, not a curated record. Lineage: Eukaryota; Metazoa; Arthropoda; Collembola; Entomobryomorpha; Isotomidae.